Mollisia scopiformis is the source of this 2932-nucleotide messenger RNA. RefSeq lists its product as uncharacterized. The record is from RefSeq and is a predicted model, not a curated record. Lineage: Eukaryota; Fungi; Ascomycota; Leotiomycetes; Helotiales; Mollisiaceae. Bases 398 to 2590 code for a protein of 730 amino acids. The transcript has 6 exons.
GACUAACUACAGUAGUAUGCGACACGGUCCACGUCCAGCACUACCAUCUCCAACCACCAACCACGCCCUCCCGACUCGCUGGCUGCAACUCAACUGUCUUGCGCUGCGUCUAUAUGCACCACUUGUCUCCACGUACCUGCGGUACUCUGGUCUCCUGUUGCAGCUGUAGGGCCCCUCCUUUGCCCAUGAGAGCUGCUACUCCUCCUUCUUCACGCUCAGCUAGCUAGAGAGCUUCUAGCUAUCUUCUCCGGCAGCUUCAUAUCAUUCAGCCUUGAGAGACCCACACCAACUCACCAGAGUCCCUGCCUGUGCCUCGACUAGGAGCACGCUGCUUCACUGUUCCUCAUAGCCAGCCUCAAGGCCCCGUCCUGGAGGCCAGAGGGAUCGAUAAUUGCAGAUGAGCCUUGCUCCAACAAUGGCCUUGGAGAGCCCCCUCGUCUCUUCACCAGGAAAUCUUAUGUCUGCUUUCUCGCCGUAUACAGAAUUCUCUUUAUCACCAAACUCCCCAGCUCAACAUUCUCCUCGAUUUCAGACCAUGUCGGCACGCAACUCCUCCGAUUCGUCACGGCUUCGUCCAAACUCAAUUGAAGAUGGCGGACUUUCUCCCAACAGUCUACAGAUGACAAGUCCAAGUGAUAUGGUAGGACCAUCACCGGUGACCUCGAAUGGCACAGAGACAACCGAGAUAGAAGACGAGGCCGCAGAUGAGGUGGAAGAAGAACAUAAUACACCACCAAGAGUAGCUGAAUCGGUGGAUUCGCAGGCGACAUUGAAGAGACUCACCACCACUGUCCCAGAUUACUUUCGAGCUUCUCUCGAGGAUGAAUCUAUCUCUGUCAUACAUGCGCCUGAGGGUUAUGGAAACUUCGCAUCCAGGGAAAGCCUUCCUCCCAUGCGACCGAAUCCAGCCGAUAGAGCCACGCCAACUCCAUAUCAGCAGGGUGAAGCUACCCCUUCCGCAAUUCGAGUAGACCUACAAGUUAUAAAAGAUAAGAACUCACAGCCAAGCCCCAUCUCACCCCCACCAAUAUCGACAGAUGUCACCCCGGUGAAAUAUGGAUUGGAAAACGCUACACCACGAGCCCAAACUCGACAAGAAGUAGAAGCUCUAGCAGGCGACUACGGUUCGAUUCGGUCAAGUAGCGUCAGCAGCCUUGAAGGCAUUCCUGAAGAUCAACGCGAGACCGACGACGACGAUUUCGAUGCCCAGACCGUUUCCAAUUCCGAACAGGAAGUCAUAGCAUUGAAGACGGCUCUACAUGAAUGCUGGACGUUGUGCAAUACCCUUGCAAGUCUUAGCUCUAUCCACCGGGAGAGAAUAUUUAGCUAUUCUGGAACUGGAGAUGCACAGGAGAAAGCUUGGAAGUGCUGUUGGAAGCUAUGCCAGAAGCUUUACGAUAGCCGAGAUGAAGAGCAAGACUUUCACGUCAGACCUACUCUCGACUUAUGCCGAGAUUUCUGUCAAUCGUUGUUCGAUGUACGGCAACAGAAAGACGAAAUUUCGGACUCAGUCUUACGUGUCAGCUUUGAAUUGAACAACCAUUUAUACAAUACUCACGACAGAAACCUUCCCGAAGCAUUCAGGGAACGGACCUUGGACUUCUACAUUACCUUAUGUCAUCGACUCAUGAAGCAACGGAAUGAGUUAGCAGAGGAGACGGAUGCUCUCCUACGAGCUUGUUGGGGAUUGGCUGAAAUGCUUUUCAGCCUUCGCCAGAAUAAGAGGGAGGGCAAAGCUCCAGAUGAGGAACUUCUUGGCUCAGCAGUGCAAGCAUGUUGGGAGCUAUGCGAUUUGUUCCGUGAGGGUUGGACUCAGGUCCGACCAGAAAGAGGCACACCACGUCCUUCACAAACGACCUUUUCACAAAUUUCGGAUCAGAUGAGCCGGUCGUCUCAUUCUCGUACGGCCAAAAACAGUUUACCCAGCUUACCCGAAAAUCCUGAACAUCCAGAGCAUGCUCGCAUGCGAUAUCAACCCGAACCGCAAAUUCCUGAAACACCCACUACCGAGUUCGAAGACACGCCUAUUUCACCAGAAGAACAUUCUCCUAAUAUUCCUAAUAUUCUUGUCCUUGGCACAGAAAACAAUCGUUCAAUGAAUCGAUGGUCAAGCGCGACAUCGACCUUGUCUGGAUAUUCUCAAGGCAGUCAAAAAACAUCUAGCACAAUCACUACCGCUACGAGUCCAGAAGAUGCCAAUCUUACCCGACUCAAAAUUCUCAUUCUCAAAGCCGCCAUGAACGUUGGAUUUUCACGAACCACACCAACAUCUGCAGUUCCCAGCAAGACCGAGCCUCCUGCCCUCCAAAAGUUUGUGAAAGCCCUUCCAACGGGGUCCUUUGGCUCACUCCCUAGCCACGCAACUCUAUUAGCUUCAUACAAAGACCUUGUUCUAGGCGACCCCACGUUUCGAAGUUCAAAGUCAUUACCAGCUAUUGGCAAGAAAGCUAGUGCCGUGGAUGUGGCUAAGAGUGUCAGUUGGAUGAUGAGAAGUGGACAAUACGCAUUUUUGAAAGAUCUAUUCAGAUUGGUAUUCGGCUUUCCAUUGGAUGAAGCCGACACUAGGAAAAAUGUUAGUGUUUCAGUCUAAUUGGAUGGCUUGGAUUCUGCUUGUUCAAAAAUUGGCCGGCUAUAUCUUUACACAAUCUCGAAACAAUACGGAGGACGGACAGGAAGUUAUGUCACAUGUACGAAGUUCAAUCCAAAUCUGGAUAGGGUCAAGUGUUUGAUAAGGGAGGCAUAAAGAAGAAGGGAUGCAUGUAAGGCGUUCCUAGGCUUGGUGUGUUUGGUGCAUACAUUCGUUUUAGCAGGCUUGGACUUUGGAAAUUGUUUAGAUACCCCCCAAGGAAGUCAGGUUGUUGGCGUUCAGACUUGGCGCUGACAUAGGUCGUAUUCCAUCAUUUACUUGCCAUCAAUGCAACAUUUAGCCUCU